Molecule: messenger RNA, 2438 nt
Organism: Phyllopteryx taeniolatus (common seadragon)
Lineage: Eukaryota; Metazoa; Chordata; Actinopteri; Syngnathiformes; Syngnathidae
Gene: mtmr6
Product: myotubularin related protein 6
Exons: 15
Coding region: 182-2158 (658 amino acids)
Biological process (GO): dephosphorylation
Cellular component (GO): nuclear envelope
Molecular function (GO): phosphatidylinositol-3,5-bisphosphate phosphatase activity
Source: RefSeq, a predicted model, not a curated record
GCUUUACGCGGAUGCGGGAGUAAAGUAAUUGGCAAUAAACAGACUGAAAAAGUCAAGGCUUUUGACAUCGUACUCUCUGAUUGCGUUGCACAUUUGAAUAGGAUUGUAUCAAUGAUAGAGUCAUUUGCGGAAGGCGUUGCGUGAACGCUGAAGUCGGUGACAGCUGUUGCGACCCGGAGACAUGGAACAUAUCCGAACCCCGAAGGUGGAGCAGGUGCGCCUGUUGGAUCGCUUCAGCAACAAAUCCACCAGUGGCACACUAUACCUCACAGCGACGCACCUUAUCUUUGUGGAGAGCGGCUCCAACAACUCGUCUGCCGCGCAAGAGGUUUGGAUUUUGCACCACCACAUCGCAUCCGUGGAGAAGCUCUCACUCACCACCUCGGGCUGUCCACUGGUCAUUCAAUGUCGUAACUUCAGAGUGGUUCACUUUGUGGUGCAGAGAGAACGUGACUGCCAUGACGUCUACAGCUCGCUUUUGCGCCUUCUGCGGCCCGAGUCGUACGAUGAGCUCUACGCGUUCUCCUACAAUCCCAAACAGAAUGACCAGCAGCGUGAGGAAGGGUGGCAGCUCAUCGAUUUAGGGGCAGAGUUCGAGAGAAUGGGUGUCCCUUGUGACCAAUGGCAACUCACUGACGUCAACCGAGACUACAAGGUUUGUGAGACAUAUCCACGUGACCUGUAUGUCCCCAUCACGGCCAGUAAACCCAUUAUUGUGGGAAGUUCCAAGUUUAGGAGCAAAGGACGCUUUCCAGUGCUUACUUACUUUUACCAAGAGAAGAAGGCGGCAGUGUGCCGGUGCAGCCAGCCUCUCUCUGGCUUUAGCGCACGCUGUUUAGAAGAUGAGAGCAUGCUGCAGGCCAUCAGCAAGGCUAACCACAACAGCCGAUUUGUUUACGUCAUGGACACGAGGCCAAAACUGAACGCCCUCGCCAACCGAGCGGCAGGCAAAGGCUACGAGAACGAGGACAAUUACUCCAACAUUCGCUUCCAGUUUGUGGGGAUCGAUAACAUCCACGUGAUGAGGACUAGCCUGCAGAAGCUGCUGGAAGUGAUUGGAGCUCGGUCUCUCUCCAUGAGCGACUACCUGGUAGGACUGGAGAGCUGCGGCUGGUUGAGACAUAUCAAAGCUGUUUUGGAUGCAGCAAUCUUCUUGGCUAAGGCGGUGACCCGGGAAGGAACCAGUGUGUUAGUCCAUUGUUCCGACGGGUGGGACCGAACAGCACAGGUCUGCUCCCUGGGGGCUCUGCUCAUGGACCCCUACUACCGCACCAUCAAGGGUUUCAUGGUGCUGAUCGAGAAAGACUGGAUCUCCUUCGGCCACAAGUUUGCAGAUAGGUGUGACCAAUUAGAUGGAGACCCAAAGGAAGUGUCUCCAAUCUUCACUCAGUUCCUGGAGUGUGUUUGGCAGCUCUCUGAGCAGUUCCCUCAGGCAUUUGAGUUUAGCGAGUGGUUCCUGCUGCAGAUCCACGAGCACGUCCAUUCGUGUCAGUACGGAAACUUCCUCGGCAACAACCAGAGGCAGAGAGAAGAGCUUCAGCUAAGAGAGCGAACUCAUUCAUUGUGGGCACAUCUAACGAGCGAAAAACAGAACUACUUGAAUCCGUUCUACAGCCCCGCGUAUGCUGAAAUGCACCCUGUCCUGGAGCCCUCCACCUUGCCCUACUUUUUCAAGUUUUGGAGAAACAUGUAUCACCAGUUUGAUCGCUCAAUGCACCCGCGGCAGUCCAUCCUGAAGACCAUUCUGACUGGGAAGGAGAACAGUCGCAAGGCAGAGAGCAAAGUGCAAGCACUGGAGAGUAGGUUCCACCAGCUGGGUGUGACGCCAGUGGUGACCGCCGACCUCCCUGCAGCCCCGCUGACCAGGGAUAAUUACUCACGUGACAAACCCCUCCCACCACGGCCCGACUCCCUCAUCUUGGGGGCGCCCGUCAAUCACAACGAGGCGCGUCGCCAGCAGAAGGAAGACGAACACGAGGAGGUCGGCGAGGAGGCCACCGAGAGCACCGACACCGAGCGGACAGUAGAGGGCAGCAGCGGCACUGAGAGCCGCAAGCAGAGCUACGGUGAGCUAGAAGGGACGUACAAUAACGAUCUGUCCAAAGAGGAGCCGGGUGUCGUAAGUUUGGAGUUCGGAGUGGCACGCAUGACCUGCUGAGAAACGGAGGCGUUGUAAGAAAAGGACAGGCGUAGUCUAACAAUUUACUGAAAAGUGUGUGGGGAGAAGUGGUUGUUCUUGAUGUGAUUACGUGCUGAUUAUAAAAAUGAUCCUAAAUGGGUCAUGUGCUAUGUCUGUAUAGUCUAAAUCUCAAUGGAAAGCCUCAUAACAUGUCAUAUAUUGCACCUAUAGAAACGCAUUUUCUUUUCUUUUUUAAUAAAUGAAUGUCAGGACGCACUAUAGAGAAACUAAUAAGUGAAUAAAUUCAUCCACAGUAAAA